This is a messenger RNA of Solenopsis invicta (red fire ant), 9549 nucleotides long. RefSeq names its product proto-oncogene tyrosine-protein kinase ROS (gene sev). Gene Ontology annotation, cellular component: signaling receptor complex; membrane. Gene Ontology annotation, molecular function: ATP binding; transmembrane receptor protein tyrosine kinase activity; protein binding. Gene Ontology annotation, biological process: protein phosphorylation; regulation of TOR signaling; positive regulation of kinase activity. The record is from RefSeq and is a predicted model, not a curated record. Lineage: Eukaryota; Metazoa; Arthropoda; Insecta; Hymenoptera; Formicidae.
UUGCGCGCCGCUCGGCUCGAACCGCGUGACGCGAACGUCACAGACCGUGACGAGGAAUGAACAGUGUAUUUCAAAGCGCGCGUGCAAUAAAAAAGGAAAAAAAGAAAAACGAUUGCAACAAUCACGCGUUUCCGUGAAGUGACAAGUGCGAUAAAGAUCCACGCGAAGUUGAUGGUAAAUUUGCGCCCGAGUCGCAGAGAACGAGUGGCCGGAGGAUCCUGCGAUCUCCGCAAAGGAUCGACGUUUUGGGAACAGAGAACAUUUCGCAGUGCUGAAGUCGAUCAAGGUGGACUUUGUGCCUGGUAUCGCGAAGACAAAGUUUUUUGAACGACGCAGUUUGCUCCAGCGACGAUCGCUCGAGCUUAUCGCUCGAUCUCUUUGCCGAUCGAACGUUGAAAGGAACCGCCUGGAGAGGACUGAUUACAUUAGCGUGUACUAUUGCCUUCGGAUUGCCACCGGAUGCACGCGCGUCAUCGGCUCUCAUCGAGAGAAACACCGCGGUUAUUUGCUUAUCAGCAGUUCCGCGGUUCGAUCGUGAGAGACAUCGCGUGGAAAAGCCUGGGAGAACAACAUCGGGAGAUAAAUGCGCAUGGAAAACAGUUUCUCUGCGAUAACGAGAAAAAUUGACAGCGACGUACGCGCGCAUGUGCCCGCCGCGUGAAAUAUUUCGCGCUGGAUCCCAUUGUUUCCAUUAUUCAAAUAAUCCGGCAGCGGCGUCGGAUUUACUCGCGAUAAUUGCGGAACGCGCGCUCCCCCGGGACGCCUGGCGUCGCGUCGCCUCCAUUCUUCUCCGGAUAUUCAGCGGAAGCGGCCAAUUUGGUCGCAACUCCGACGCACCUACUGAUGCGAUCGCUCGGCACGUGACCCCGCGGCGGCACGUGACGUAACGACGACGGGCGUCGCGACGCGUCUCGCCGAGGGAUCAUGCGGAGGCACCGUUUCGAUUAGCGCGUCCCGUGGAUCGUAGAGAAGAGGAGCGAGAGAAGCGAUGACCAUCGGUAGCUGAACCGCCGAUCGGGAAUCGCGCGGAAGCUGAUCGUGCGCAAGGAUCCGUUGGGGGGGAGGGGAUUAUUAUGUUAGGAACGGGAUUAUGCUUCCUGCUGAGGGUGCUGGUGCUGGCAGGGGCGGCCGUCGCGCUCCUGCCGGAGGAUCUGGAGGACUCCGCCGUCCCGGCCAGCCUUCAGGAGGAAUGCGCUUCCAAAUGCCCCAACCUGGACCUCACACAGAAUCGAACGGAUGACUUGAGCUCGGAGGUAGGAUGCGGCGUGAGAUGCAAGAUCGAUCAGUGUACGAAAGGCUGUGAAGCAUGGGAACAGGCGCUCGACACAAGCUGCCAAGCUGUUUGCAACGGAACGCAGGAAUUGUUACCGCCGAAGGAAUUGUAUUGCGUUUUGGGCUGCCACGAUGCAUUAAAUCGUUACUUUCAGCAGCUCAAAGCGGAAAUCGGCAUUCCACCGGCGCCGGCGUUGGUCGCGGAUUCGUUGACGGCGACGUCGCUCAGCCUCGAAUGGAAAGGCGUAGACAUAGACAGACGCGCUGGUGGCAUUUCGUACUUGGUGCAAUGGAGAUACGAAGAACUAGCUGAGACAUGGCAGUAUUGCCGGAAUCAAUCAUGGGGUGAAGGUGAUCAGAUACUGGUCGAGAACCUGCAACCGUACACUAAGUACAGGUUUCGCGUAGCGCUGCUCCUGAAAUCGUCUCAGCACAAUCCAGAGCCGAUCGUCUCAGCGCCGAGCGUGGUAAUAUUAACGCGCCCGACCGGUCUACCUACAUCAGCACCGGUAAUUGUAAGAGCGGCGGCGGUAGAUAGCUACCGCGUCUCUGUGUCUUGGGAACCAGGCCCAUUUCCGAACGGGCCACUUUUGUCCUAUGUCCUGCGUCUGCAAGGGGUUGAACACUCCCAGCUUAAGGAUAUUCCAGUCUCCGAGAACACCGAUCACUACAUGUUUCAAAACCUGAAACCUAAUCAGAAUUAUUCUGUCAGCGUGACUAUGAGAAACGGUGUCGGCGAGGGUCCCCCUGCAACUAUUUAUAUUUCUACGACCCCAGAACCUACCGUCAAGGACACUCAACAACCGAUUCUCAUCCUCGGUGGUGAGCACAUGGUCAUGAAGCAGGGCACCGAUAUGUUGGACGAGCCCAGCGUCAUAUAUGAGACUGAGAGUGUGAUCCGCGGAGUUGCGAUACACGUGGCGUCCGCUCAAUUAUUCGUUUCCACUUUGACGGGUUACGUAUAUCGAACUUCGAUCAUCGAGCGAUCCACGCCGAAGGCCAUUUUGAGCCCGGACGGAAUGAACUUCAAACCUUUAAGUCUUUCCGUCGACUGGCUGAAUCUUCAUCUGUACGUCUUGGGAGAAGUAAAACACACGAAGACGGUGUGGCAGAUAGCCAGAUGCAACUUGGAUGGCAAGAGUCUGACAGUGGCCAUAGCAGGAUUUUCAACCCGACCCUCGCAUAUCGAGGUCGAUCCUUACAACGGAUACCUCUUCUGGGUCACUAAAGCGGGACUGUUCAGAUUAGAUUUGGCCGACAUCAGCAACGGUAUAAAACACGAGGUUCAGCCAUAUUUAAUUCUCGAGGAUGCUCAUUUGGGUGCUUUUACGGUAGAUCAUACGAAUUUCCGAUUACUUGUUCCUCAUCACAUUAAGAACACAGUGAUAUCCGUAUCAUUGGAUGGUCGCGAAGUCGUUGAUCUUCGCUCCAACACACAGAAGCCAAAAUUCACUAACGUUGUUUCUCUGGCCAUGGCAAAUGGACUGUUUUACUGGACCAAUGGCGAUGAGGUUCUUACUGAAGGCUAUCAUGCUGGGCAAAACAGAUACUUCCACAAUUCCUAUCCUGACAAAUCCAACACCUCCUUCGUAACCGUGUUGAUGAAUGCAAAUCAGCCAGUUCCCGUCCCGGUGAAUCCACCCACCGGAGUGCAAGCUGUUCUUGGGGCGGAGAGGGCAAAGGUUUCGUGGCAAGCUCCUCAUUUAUUGGGUGGCCAGGGAAAAGGCGCCUGGCAAAACUGGUCAUACGAACUCGAGAUCAAGGACGAGACUACUGGCGAAACUAUCCAUCAGAAAGGUAUCGCCGGAUCGUCUCACACCGUUCAUAAUUUGCGAGAAAGAACGGAGUACUCGAUCAAAGCCGCGGCUUACACGAGCGCCGGCAGAGGACCGUGGUCCACAGAGUUCCGGGGGCGAACCUUAAGAUAUGGUUCGCAUGCAUCUAUCUUGUGGUCGUCGAACGAAGGAAUUUUGAGAAGCGAUGUAACCGGCGAAAAUAUCGACACGCUAGUUAACAAAGCAAUUCUGAAGGAAUCCGAGGACGAAUUUCAUAUCGUCGAUGUUAGUUGGUACAAGGACGUGUUGUAUAUAGUGGGAAAUAAUUCCGCGCUGUAUCGUUACAAUGUCAGCAAUCAUCAGAAGACCAAGCUCAAUAUACAUUCGGUGGGAAGCGUCGCCGUGGACUGGAUAUCGAAGAAGCUAUAUUGGGCAAAUCCAAAACAGCAAAUUAUAACAAGAGCGAACCUAAACGGAUCUCAGCAAGAACCGAUGUCUAUCUUAGCAAUUGUAAAAGAGCUCAUGAUCGACUCUCUCGAGGCUUAUUUGUAUUGGUCCACUGGUCAUGCCGUGGAAGUUGCGCGAUUGAACGGACAAGACAGGAGAUACUAUCAUUUGGAUGAAAUUUUCAAUGGCAAGCAAGUGAUGGGAUUAACUCUUGACACCGAAAAUAGAUAUGUCUAUUGGAUUGUUCGAAGCUACGAAAGCGGAUCCAUCGUCUAUCGUGCACCUACGUCCGAAAGAAUUCCAAUGAGUGAUAAAAUCAUUCCGGAAAAGAUUUCUGCUUUGCAACAUCCAAAUAUGCAAGGACCUUUGUGCUAUUUUUCCGAACACCUGCUGUGGCUGCAAGACGACAGAAACGCGGUGAUUGGUGAUCUCUUCGGUCAGAACACUGCUGUAAUCAACGGGAUUACUGUGUCCGGCUUGUAUAUGGUGGCUGUUAUGGAUCCUGCGCUUCAUCAAUACCCGAAAAAUUUGACGUCGGAAACCGUGGUGGUUCUGCCGAAUGCAGUCGAUUUCGAGAGCAUAAGAGUUGAAGGGACGUGGAGGAACUUCAACAUAUCAUGGGAUCCCGUGAAGAAUAUCAACUACGGAACGGUGUUUUACGAAGUAAAAUUCGCGGAUUACAUUAAUACAAGUUCAAACCCGGAAAUCACGACUGAAACGACAAUGCCCUACAACAACUCAGAUCAGAUUCUGCCAUAUUCCGUCCUGGAAGUUACCGUGAAGGCAUUUACUUAUUGGGAAACGGCGCCCCAUUCUCGGAAAAUCUUGAGAUCGCCACAGAGCGUGCCUACCCAGCCAACAUCUCCUAGAGCAUUCGUGGAAUUUUACAAACAAGUACUAAGCAACAACGUCGACAUUUUUGUGAUAUUUAGAUGGGAUAAACCCGAGUUUACAAAUGGAGUAAUUCAAGGAUACAUGGUCCAGUGUUGGUUCAUAGAGAACCAGAAGAGAGUAUCAAUCUGCGACGACUGCAGCAUCCCAGCUACGGAACGAAAAUUCACAGUGCACAAUCUGAGAUCCGACACGACUUAUUACUUCAAAGUACGAGCGCAUACUGAGAUUGGUGCUGGUCCUUAUACAGAUCCAAUCAACGUGUCGACCACAUAUGAAAAUCCGGUGCCAGAAUUAUUGGUCGCCACGGCGGACGCUGUGAAGAUAUCAGAUCUAGACAGAGAAAUCAAUUACACGCUCACCAGGCAUAUCGCGACAGAGGUCAAUUACCUGACGGCGGAGAAUAAAAUCUACUGGAUCAGCGAGAUGCGGGAGCUGGUGACAUCAGAGAUGAAUGGAGCCAAUGCAACGAAAAUACUCGCUCUAAAUAAUACUGCGCACAGCCUCUGCAUCGAUUGGGUAGCAAGAAAUUUGUAUUGGGUAGAACAAGAAUAUAGCAAGGAUGAGCCUUGGACAAUCAGCAGCAGCUACAUCAUGAGAUUAGAUUUAACAAUGUGGCAAGCAGGGAUAGUAAAAUAUGACAAUAUCUUAAGGAGAGGAGGACGUAUUCCGAUUUUAGAUAUGCUGCCGUCUCUAGGAUCUUUAUAUUGGAUUGAAGCGAAUGAAGCAAAUACGAUAAUGCAGUCGGAUCUCGAGGGAAAAAAUGUACAAUACUUUUUCAGAAACAAUGAUAGCACGUGUACCUGUCCAUAUAAGCCAUCACAAAUAUCCACACUGACAAUUGACAAAACCAAUAUUCAAAAACCGAUGAUGUAUUGGAUAUCGGACGGGCACUUAAAUGUAGCUGAUAUUUUUGGUUGUGCGUGCAAUGUAGUAUUAAGGGCAAGUUUCAAAACAGCGACUCUGACAGCGUUUCUCACGGUUGACAAAAUGAAUAUUUACUGGUCCAACGAAACAAAGGACCAAAUCUAUUUUUUGAAAAAGGAGCAUUUCUUCUUGGCGGACAAGGAAAACGCAUCUACACCGACGGUGAAAAGCUUUUACCUGCCUAACGUACAUCGGAUCAGAGCCUUGGGUAAAUCUUUGCAACCUUAUCCCAGCGCGAAGUGCCUGAUACCCCGUCAAACGAGCUACUACGUGAAGAGAGUGAGCGAAACAGCGAACAGUAUCGUCGUCAGUCUUCCGGAACCGCAUCCUGAAUACGGAUGUCAGAAGUAUAAUUUACCCACCACGCAGUACACCAUCCACGUAUCUCACUGUUCAAAGAAUGAACCCAAUAUGUGCGAGGAGAUUAGGGUGCAGACAUACAAGAGGCAUCAUGAGAUCCAGGAUUUAAAGCCAUUCACGGAAUAUAGGUUGAAGCUGGCACUGAGCAAUUUCUAUGCCGAUCUGCUAUCGAUGAAACCGGAAUUCGGCACAGACGUGGUGCUGAAGACUAGUGUGGGCAAACCCAGUAUGCCGGAGAACGUUACGGUUCAAGUUCUAACGCCGACGAAUCUAGCGGUCUAUUGGAGACCACCCAAGUUGCUAAACUCCGCGGUGGUGCAUUACGAGGUGCACUGGAGAUCAAUUUUAUUGCAGAAUGAUGUGCGGCAGAAGGGCGAACAAUUGAUCAAGGAACCUGAGCGCGCGGAAGACGGCAGGUUUUUCACAACGUUGCAAUCGUUGUUGCCAGGACAGGAAUAUAUAGUGUACGUACGCGUAUAUCCCGCCAAUUCCAACGACUUCUACAACGAAAGUCCCAACAACGAAAGUCCCAGCCAACGUAUCCGCAUGUACUCGGAACCGAACAACUUGACGAUGGAGGGUGUUAGCGUAAACAGCAUGAACAUCUCUUGGAUCCCGAGUGUUAACUUGACUAAACAUUACCUAUUGGAAUACAAGGACGUUGCGAUGGAAGAGUGGCAAAUCGCGCGACACGUUGUAGUGAACGAGAAUCAAGUGAUGUAUCGUAUAGAAGGCUUGCAGCCGCGUACUUUGUACAAGUUUCGCUUGAAACUGAGAUAUCCCAAGUAUAAGGGGAACUUUAUAUGGCCGCCUGAUGGGAGAUUUACAUUCCAAACGCUCGGUGACGUUCCGAGCGCUCCGGGGGUACCUAUGGUAACGAGAUUCCGAAAUUCAGUGUAUCAAUUAAACUGGGAACCCGCACAAGCUCACGGCUCGCAGGUGACUUUAUAUCGACUGGAAGGUUUAGUCGUCGAUGACAGUAACAAGCAAGAUGAUGAAAAUAGCCAAAACGAACAAUGGAACUUAUAUUACAACGGAACAGAUAGUUACUGGAUAAUUCCUGGGGACGUGGAUCAGAAAUACCAGUUUCGAGUGCGAGCCAAAAAUGCCUACGGUUUUGGUGCUUGGAGUAGAUCGAGCGAGGUCGUUGAUCUAACGGAGUCUGCCGGAGGAAUAUUGGCUGCGCAACAACAUCUACCGCUGAUGCUGGGCCUCAUCGCAAUCUUUAUUGUUACAAUGCUGGCAUGCUUUAGCUAUUUUUUCUGCCUAUACCGACAGAGGAAAGAAGACAAGAAGACAGUGCCUCCGACAGAAUCCGAUAACGAAUUAGUGACCCUCCGCCAGAUUCCUCGCUCAAUCCCUCGCAACUUCGUUCGAUCUAACGCGCUUUACCUGCAAACUACCCACGCUUCUACGCUGCCAAAUGAUCCGGAUGAUUCUGCAUUGCCCAAAAUCAGACAAGAGCAAAUUACACUGACAAAGUUCCUAGGCAGCGGUGCAUUUGGAAAGGUAUUUCAAGGAAAUGCCAAAGAUUUAGAAGGACCGGGCAUAACGCCUGUCGCCAUAAAGAUGCUACGAAAGGAUGCGUCUUCGCAAGAAAAGACGGAAUUCUUACAAGAGGCCAGGCUCAUGAGUCAUUUUCAUCAUAAACAUGUGCUGAGGUUACUAGGCGUCUGCUUGGAUACGGAUCCUCCGUUACUCGUGCUAGAGUUAAUGGAGGCUGGUGACUUGUUAAGUUAUUUGCGGGAGAGCCGAUCCUUGCAACCCACAGAUUCGAACGCACUGCGUCUGCAAGAUUUGCUCGGCAUGUGCGAGGAUGUCGCGCGAGGCUGUCGCUACCUGGAAGAGAAGCAUUUCGUACACAGAGAUCUUGCGUGUCGAAAUUGUUUGGUGUCAGCGAGAGAUCGCGAGAACCGCGUUGUAAAAAUCGGCGACUUCGGACUAGCCAGAGAUAUUUAUAAGAAUGAUUAUUAUCGCAAGGAAGGAGAGGGUCUACUCCCUGUUCGCUGGAUGGCACCGGAAUCUCUAGUGGACGGGGUAUUCACUUCACAGAGCGAUGUUUGGGCGUUUGGGGUGCUAAUGUGGGAAAUUACGUCGUUGGGUCAGCAACCCUAUCCCGCCAGGACCAAUAUCGAAGUAUUGCAUUACGUGCGUGCGGGAGGAAGGCUGCCGAAACCUCUCAACUGCCCACCGACGUUACACCAAUUGAUGCUGCGUUGCUGGAGCGCAGCGGAUGCCAGGCCGAGCUUUAAAAUUUGUCUCGAAAGCAUCGUCGUCCUGAGAAGUCACAUUGAAGACGCGGUGCUGAGCCCGGUACACGCUGGGCAUUAUCUAGCACGCAGAGGCGUGUCUAACAUGGCUUACUUUGCUGACGAGAAUCAGAAUCAUAAUAAUUCAGGAAACUCUUGGAAGUCCAGUAGUUCCGAAGGAAGCCGAGACAUGCAACCUUUCCUACAAAACUCGAACAACGCCACGCUCGGCGCGCAAUCCGGUGAGGCUCCCAAGUACCUAGAAUUAUUAGCAGACAACGAAGAUAUUGUCUUGAGGGAGAAUCCUGCGAAUGGUUACGAAGUACCUCGCUCGAUCCACAUCUCGGAUCAGAACCUGGCAAAUAUAAGUAAGGUCAAUUGCACGAGUCACGAUCGCAAGAGCAGCCUACCUACGGAGACCACGGCAGAGCGCAAAGAACGUUCGACGGAAGAACAGAAGCAGUCUGACAGAAAGCUGUACAAAAGAUCGUCGAUCGCUAGUCUAAACUUACCGGAUCGAAAGGGCACGUCGAUUUCGGGGAUGCCGGAGAAAUGUAACACUUUGGACAGUUCGAAAUCGAUGAACUCGAUCGCAAAAGUCGCGACUCUGAAAAGGGACUCCUUCUCGUCUUUGAACGGCCAGCGGAAGUACAAGACCAGCUUGAGCGAGCGAAGGGACUCCAGGGCGAGCAUUGAGGACAAAAGUUGCAGCUCGCACAGCCUGGCGCCGUCCACGCGUCCCAGUUCAUCCCUGAUCAACUCGCAGACGGUCUUACCGUGCCUGAAGAGCAACAUUGUCGCCGUGAAUGGGGAAGUGCCUUCGAGCGAGAGCGCGACAAAGAACACGUUGCCAAAGGUCCAGAGGACUCAUUCGAACUUGCAGAACAGCAAGGCAAAUAUACCGCUCGUGAUAAACAGCGCGUUGCUGAAUCUACUACGGCAGACACCCGUCGUCGAAGACGGCAGCAAUAUCGUCACAUAUACAAAUAUAAACGCGGAUGCUGUCAGAGUGAAUGGAUCGUGAAUUGUCGAUCGUGGCAGAUCUAAAGAUUCGUACGAACGCUUCGUGUAAAGAUAAGCGAAAUUCAUACGAAUCGCUUCUGAGCUUGAAUGACGUAAAUAGAGGCAAUUAAAUAUUUUAAUAUUUAUAAAAUGAUAAUAGAUUUCUACGUCACUCACAUAUUAUUUUUGACGCAAUUUUUUUUAAUGUUCACAUAAUAAAUCUAUUCUUUUCCAGAAAUUAUUCAGAUGGAUUUGUCUUGUAGCUUAUAAAAUAUUAGAGAACUUGAGACACACUACGAUUUUGCUCAAAUUUUUUGUUUUUUUUUCUUUUUUAUAUUAAUGCGGUGCCUUAAAUAUAUACACUCAUAUAUUGCGCUCUGCUUAUAUCAUUAAUGUUCAAAUAUUUCAUAUGUGAAGAAGAUAGAGAGGAACGGUAUUGAGGAUAGCUUUAAAACUGCCAUUUUAAUGUACAUACAUGAACUUUUAUACUCCAAAAUUUGUCACGCAAAUAUGGCAGAUCAUUUCGGAACAUAAAAAUUUUGCAACUUUAGUAAUAAACGCGAAACUGUUAUUUAAUGUAAAAAUAAUACGUUUAUAGAGAAUAAUAAAUGUGAAAUAUAUGUGAG